AUGGCCCCCCUGCUGAAGUGCCCCCGGCGCGCGCCGCCGCGUGUUGCAGAGCAAGGGUCGCUGACGAUCGUGCGCCGCAGCAGCGGGCGCGCGCGCGGCCGCCCGCCGCCGGGUGAUGAGGCGCUGGACGAGGUGGACAUGGCCACCGACAGCCUGCCGCCCGUCGACACGCCCGACGCCUGCGACAAGGCGGCGCUCAGGCUCCGUUGCCUGCUGCGCCAACUGGAAAAAGGCCAAGUGCCGGCCGAAGUGCUACAGCAGAACCUCAUGUACGCCACGCGCGUCUUGGAAGCCGUCUUCAUCGACGAGACGAAAUCGUCCGCCGUCGCUGACAGGCGGCUGGCGGACGACGACGACGAGCUGAGCGAGGUGCAGCCCGACGCGGUGCCGCACGAGGUGCGCGAGUGGCUGGCGUCCACGUUCACGCGCCAGCUGGCCACCACGCGGCGCUCCACCGACGAGAAGCCCAAGUUCCGCACGGUGGCGCACGCCAUCCGCGCGGGCAUCUUCGUCGACCGCAUCUACCGGCGCCAACAGCCGGUCAAGUUCCUGGGCUACGACCUCAUCAACCGGUACGGCAUCAUCCACAAGUUCAAGGUGCCGCCGGCCACGCUGGAGGCGUUCCUGUCGCGCGUCGAGGAGGGCUACUGCCGCUACCGCAACCCCUACCACAACAACCUGCACGCGGCCGACGUGUCGCACGCCGUGCACUACAUGCUCUGCCAGACGGGGCUCAUGAACUGGCUGACCGACUUGGAGAUCUUCGCGACGUUGGUGGCGGCGCUGAUCCACGACUUCGAGCACACGGGCACCACCAACAACUUCCACGUGAUGUCGGGCACCGACACCGCCCUGCUCUACAACGACCGCGCCGUGCUCGAGAACCACCACGUCAGCGCUGCCUUCAGGGUGGACAAGUCGAAGGCGCUGUCGCUGGUGCUGCACUGCUGCGACAUCGCGCACCCGGCCAAGCGCUGGGAGCUGCACCAGCGCUGGACAGCGCUGCUGCUGGAGGAGUUCUUCCGGCAGGGCGACCGCGAGCGCGACCUCGGCCUGCCCUUCUCGCCGCUGUGCGACCGCAACAACACGCUCGUCGCCGAGUCGCAGAUCGGCUUCAUCGAGUUCAUCGUGGAGCCCUCGCUCGCCGUGUGCAGCGACAUGAUGGAGACGGUGCUGGGCCCCAUCAUGGCCGGCUGCAAGACGGACAGCGCCGCCGGCUCCAUCGCCGAGGAAGGGUUGCCUUCGGCGCCGGCGCCGGCGCCGACGCCACCGCCCCGGCAGAGUUCGAGUGAAGGUCUUGCAGCCUCCACCAUCGCCCACAUGCAGUCGCCAUCAUCACCGUCGCCGCACUCACCACCGACAUCGCCUCAUCGUUUGCGGCCCUCGUGCUAG
Molecule: messenger RNA, 1392 nt
Organism: Gryllus bimaculatus (two-spotted cricket)
Lineage: Eukaryota; Metazoa; Arthropoda; Insecta; Orthoptera; Gryllidae
Source: the annotation of a GenBank genome assembly